AGUGCCAUAUUCCCUGAGAAAUACAGUGAACAGUUCCUGUGGGCUUGGAGGGAGAGUUUGGCUGCAUGUUGAUAUGCUUCUGCUAACUACUAUGGCUUCAAAUGGAACAAAUGCGAUUUGGGAAAUACUUCAACCUAUUGAUUUUGAGGAGCUCAUCCUGGCGUUCUGCUUGUCGAUAUUAAUUGGUCUACUUAUCGGGAUCUUGAUCUUCCUCCUCCUUACGUGGAUGUCAAGACGGAGAGCUUCAGUCAGGAUUACCAGACGUCAAAACCAGUCGUCAGAAUCCAAGAGCUCACGUAACCAGCACUGCCACCUCAGACACUACAAGAGUCAUGGCUUCGACAAGAACAGUGAAUAUGCGGGAAGAACAGUUUUGAAUCUUCACAGACAGACUUCCGUAGACCCCAAUGAAAUAUUGGGUAGAAGCCCCAGCUUUCAGAACUCCACUUUUCGACCACCACCAAAAAAGACUAACAAGACUGCUGAUGAAACAGAGGAUGAUAACCAAGCUGCAUUACUUCCUAACAUCACAGAUCCAUUUAGUGCAGAACCAGCAGAGUCUUUCUGGCUGGGGAAGGGCAGUCUAAGAGGUUUCCUACCCAGACAGACUCCACCACCUGCAUAUGACAGUGUCAUUCACAUCUUUCAAGAGACUUGUACUUGACUGCACUGUGAUAAGAGACAAAGGACUUGCAAAGGAUUGUAUAUAAAUCCCAAAACACGGACUAAAUGUGACAAAAGGGGAAAAAAAUAAACAGAAGCCUUGUUCUGAUUUGACAAGGAUCUGAUCUAUCCUGUACUGACACUCAUCUGCAUUACUUUCACGGGUAACACAUUACAAUAAGGUGCUAUUAGUUAACGUUAAUGCAUUAACUAACAAUGAGCAAUAUAUUUAUUAGUAUUUUUUAAUCUUUGUUAAUAUCAUGUAAUUAAAAUACAACUGUUAAUUGUUAGUUCAUGUCAGCUCGGGUUGAUUUUACAUUUACAUUUACAUUUAUCCAUUCGCCAAACGCUUUUAUUAAAAGCGACUUACAAAAGAGCAACAAAGCAAUUUUAAGAGUCAACAACAGUCUUAAUACACAAAGCCAAGUUUACUAUACAAGUAGAUUAGGAUGUAUGAGUUAAAUGUUGAAAUUAACAUGAACGAGAUUUACUCUACAAUUGCUCUAGAAGUAUUUUUAUUGUUUGUUUAACUAAUGUAUUUAAUUAAUGUUAACAAAUUAACUCUUAUUGUAAAGUGUAACCCUUUCAUGCAGUGGUGCAAAAAUGUUGAAGUAAAGCAAAGCACUUAUAAUAAAAGAAAACUGAUCCUGAAAAUGA
This is a messenger RNA of Labeo rohita (rohu), 1320 nucleotides long. It is a transcript of the gene myct1b, whose product is annotated as myc target 1b. The coding region runs from base 74 to 664 and encodes 196 amino acids. The record is from RefSeq and is a predicted model, not a curated record. Gene Ontology annotation, cellular component: nucleoplasm. NCBI's taxonomy places the organism in Eukaryota, Metazoa, Chordata, Actinopteri, Cypriniformes, Cyprinidae. The transcript is spliced from 2 exons.